AUGCACUCCAAAGACAGGGAUGUGGCCAAGACGCCAACUGAACUCAGUAGAUAUGACACCAACAAGAGUUCCAGCUUUCAUUCCGAGGAACGAGAAUGGAAUAAAGAUGGGGAGGUUAGUUGGGCGGUACUCUCUACUUGGUGCUCAGCAUGCAACAAAGAGUACGGGGAAGAGUUAGAUAAGGGUGCUUCGCGCAUAUUGUACAUCACGGCUAUGCUGCGUCAACACUGGAUAAUGGCAGGAGAAGAGAACAGAACCCCGCGGGGAAGAGCGGAAGCAAUGGAAGUAAUCAGACAAGCCAGAACGAGAUUUGACGGCCAAUACUACGAUGAAUUGCGAAUUUACAAUAUUGCCGAAAACGAGUUUUCACACAUAAACAAAUUGGAGAGAGCGCUAGGCGAACACAUGACGAAGAACAAGGAGACCAUGGUGAGACAAGAGGAUAGAUUUGGAGCAUUUAUAUCGGAACAACAAUCGAAAAUCGAUUCUGGCCAAGCUUACGAGUCGGCCUACGCCUUAAAUAGAGAUCCGGAAAACCACCCGGCGUACGGCCCAGCUAACUACCAGGCUUCCAACCCCCCUUCGACGCCAACCUCCGUAUCCGCAGACAAAUGCCCCUCAACAUACCUCGGAGAACGGCGUUCACAGCCCAGCAGCCUUCACAGUAGUCAUAAUUCUCACAAAUCCGCGCUCAAAGAGGGACAGUCCAAAGACGCUCGCAGCAAUGAUAGUGGAAAAGCUCACAGUCAACCCAUGCGUGCCCAAAGCGCAUUCGAAAUACCUCGCAGCCACAGCAGUAUAAGAGCUCGCCGUCGAUUCGACUCUGACCUCGAGCAUCGCAGAGCAUCUUGCACCAAGAGUAGCGUACGAUCUUUUAGUCUAUCCAACUUCUAA
This is a messenger RNA of Botrytis fragariae, 894 nucleotides long. RefSeq lists its product as uncharacterized. NCBI's taxonomy places the organism in Eukaryota, Fungi, Ascomycota, Leotiomycetes, Helotiales, Sclerotiniaceae. The record is from RefSeq and is a predicted model, not a curated record. The coding region runs from base 1 to 894 and encodes 297 amino acids. The transcript has a single exon.